Molecule: messenger RNA, 789 nt
Organism: Ostrea edulis (European flat oyster)
Lineage: Eukaryota; Metazoa; Mollusca; Bivalvia; Ostreida; Ostreidae
Product: serine protease inhibitor dipetalogastin-like
Exons: 7
Coding region: 26-703 (225 amino acids)
Molecular function (GO): protein binding
Source: RefSeq, a predicted model, not a curated record
UUUAUCGUGUUGUAGAUGUAAGAGAAUGUACAAUCCCGUGUGUGGGACUGACGGCAGAUCUUACGGAAAUAGGUGUACUGCCAGCUGCAAGGGUGUCCGGGUGUUAAAUAAGGGCGAAUGUCCGCGACCUAUACUGUGCACGGCAGACUACAGACCCGUGUGCGGCGUGGAUGGGGUAACCUAUGGAAACGCUUGCGGUGCUCAAGCAGCGAAUGUUGAAAUUGCUUCUGAGGGAGAAUGUGCUAAAGUUUGUCCCUGCCCUCGUAUUUACAGACCUGUCUGUGGAGUUAACGGGAAAACCUACAGUAAUAAGUGCGCUGCUGAUUGCGAAAAUGUAAAGAUUGCAUCCCAAGGGAAAUGCCCAUGCGCCUGUCCGUACAAUUUGAAACCCGUGUGUGGUGUCGACGGCAAGACUUACCCUAAUGAGUGUACCGCAAAGUGCGAUGGAGUGACAGUAGCCUCUGAAGGAAAAUGCCCUUGCAUCUGUACGUUAGAUUACAAUCCGGUCUGUGGAAAUGGGAAAACUUACCCUAAUGCGUGCACAGCUAAUUGCGAUGGAGUGAAUGUCGUUUCCCUGGGAAAGUGCCGUUGCAUCUGUACGUCGAAUUACAAACCGGUCUGCGGAGAUGAUGGGAAAAAUUACUCUAAUGCGUGUUCAGCUAAAUGCAAGGGUGUGACUAUUGCCAAGCAAGGGAGAUGCUAACGUAAUGGAGGACAGAGGACCAAUUCACAUUCACAACUAAUUGUCUUAGGAGGACCAAUCUAGUCAUUAAAACAUUUUAAAAUUUA